AUGGCAAUGUUGCUGGAUUCCUAUGUUGUUGAAGUUGGUCAGUCGUGGUGGCUGUCUGAAUCAGAGGCUGCAUCCAGCAAAGACAUUGCCUCAUGGCAGCCCAAAAGGAAGACCAAGAUGACCAAUAUACCAAAUGACAAAGCAAGACCGGGUUUCGUCAAGGGCCAGGUGAGUGAAGUUUCAGCUGAUGGGAAGAGCUUUUGGGUUCAACUUCCGAGCGGAAAAGGCUUUGAAGUUCAUCGGAACCAGCAAGUGUUGCCUUGGCCUGAGCUCUUGGAGCAAGGCCGAAAGCGCUUGAGAUGCGUGGAUUGGGCGGCUCAAACAGAAGACCUUUGGGCUCAAAGCUCUGGUGGUUUUGAGCUUUCGCGCCCAUUAGCUCGUGGCGAAGUGAUUGAUUUCUUUGUUUCGCAUUCAUGGUCAGAUCCACCCACACAAAAAUGGAAAGCGCUUCAGCUGGUGGCAGAGAACUUCAAGCUGCAGCACGGGCGUGAUCCAACAUUCUGGGUGGACAAAGUCUGCAUCGACCAGCGUCAAAUUGCAGACGGUUUGAGGGUGUUGCCUGUAAAUGUGAUGGCAUGCAGACAGGUGCUUGUCCUUUGUGGGCCAACAUACCCGACACGACUUUGGUGCGCAUGGGAACUAUGUGUUUUAUUUUCUUUUAUGCCUGUGCAAGCAGCUUUGAAUCAGCUCGUGGUCAUUCCGCUGAGCCAGCCUGCACUUUUGGAAUUGACAGGCUUCGAUGUUUCGAUUUCAAGUUGCUACGAUCCGAACGAGGAGUUGCGCUUGCGCCAUGUCAUUGAUGCGAUUGGCACAAAGUUGUUUGAGUCGAAGAUCCGUCAGCUGGGACAGCUGAUUUUAGACCGAGAAUUGACCAAGAGCAGAGGAUUCUUGGUGGAUGCGAUCCUCAACGACACCGUCAACGACACCGUCAACGACGACACUGUCGGCAACGGUGGUACAAGCGGAGUAGAUAGCCGAACUUUGGACUCGUCUGACCGAAUCAGUGAGGGGUCCAUUAUAGAGAUUUAA
Molecule: messenger RNA, 1029 nt
Organism: Durusdinium trenchii
Lineage: Eukaryota; Dinophyceae; Suessiales; Symbiodiniaceae
Source: the annotation of a GenBank genome assembly